AUGCAGACCGGUAAGAUUGGUCUCCCCGCUUACCUCGCUACCCUCCCGCAGUGGAGGGAACAGGCCCUAGAAGAUAACCCACUACACAAUCCAUCCCGUUGCACAUGUGACCAAGGCACCAUGAACACGCACCAUAUCCUCUUCUCCUGCCCCCGUUUCACUGAACUCCGUCACCGAAUUCUUGGUCUUGACCGAGGAGGUGGGAGCGGAGGCGGCCACGACCCGUGGAAAGAAUGGCUCUCAAAGCCAUCGUUAGCAGUCAAAGCAGUCAACUUUAUGAUGCAAACUAAGCUCCUCGGCCAAUUCAGGAGCCUACCGACCACCUACCGAGUCACCGACAAAGUAGACUCGUGA
Penicillium samsonianum is the source of this 354-nucleotide messenger RNA. RefSeq lists its product as uncharacterized. Lineage: Eukaryota; Fungi; Ascomycota; Eurotiomycetes; Eurotiales; Aspergillaceae. The record is from RefSeq and is a predicted model, not a curated record. The transcript has a single exon. The coding region runs from base 1 to 354 and encodes 117 amino acids.